GCUGAAUCCAGGCGCUGGGAUCGGUCUUUCAACCUGGCGCCUGGAUGUAUCAGGCUUUAAUGAAUCAUAGCUGAAGGUAAGACUAUUGGCAUUCAAAAACAUCCACUUGCAACACAAGUCAAAAUACUCCUUUCAUUGUCCUCAAUCUUUGCAAUGGCAUCGUUUCCUACGAGCUCACCCGAGUCGUCCACUUCCCACACCCCAGAUUACAGGGUAACUCACAGCAGCUCCCAUGCAGUCGAGAAUUCCCACUCUGAGAUUGUUCGAGGAACGGACACUACUAGUGCUUUUCGGUAUAACAUCCAAGUCGGUCUGAUGUCAAGUUACGCAAUGGUGCUGGCGUGCUACCUCGACACACCGUAUCCUAACAGCCCAUCGUCCCCCUCCCGCACCCCCGAUCAUAGUGCAGUUCCCUGCAAAUAUCUUGGACUCGAGGAAGCUUCACGUCGCAAAGACACUUGCAAUGUUGUCAUUUUUGGACAAACAGGCGCUGGUAAAACUUCUUUGGUCAACUUGAUUACAGCGGUGCCGACGUCCCCCGACGCCGAGGGAUGUACAAGGCAAACCAUCGUGUACGGGUAUGAUGCUGUGGCUCAUAACAGGAUCGUAAAGGUACAGCUGUUCGACACGGCCGGUCUUGAUGAGGACUCUGAGGGAACAGACCUCAACGAGCAAGCCCAGAUGGGCCUGAAGAAGCUCAUUAGAACCCUUAUGACGAAAGGGGGCAUUCAUCUUCUCGUGUACUGUGUGCAGGGCACAGACGACGCCUCGGCGCUCCAGCGCAAUUACAAGUUAAUCGACUCCGAAGUGAAAGCAAGAGUCCCUGUCGUCCUUGUCGUUACAGGUCUGGAAAACCGAGAACCAGACAUGGAAGAGUGGUGGAGGAGUAACGAGAGAUCCAUAUUAGACCUGGGGAUGAAGUUUGCUGGCCACGCGUGUAUUACCGCGUUGACCAUCAAUGAGGGUGGUACAGAUGGAGUGAGGCAGCGCCGCGAAGAGUCAUACCACGCCGUUUGCGACCUUAUCGCACAGUGUUAUUCACAUGAUGGGACGGGGAUGCCUAAUAUGCGGAGGACUAAAAACAUCGUACUCUUUGGGGAGGCGGGUGCAGGCAAAAGCUCGGUCGUCAACCUCAUGGCAGGAAGUGAGGUAGCAAAGACAUCUCUCGGCAUACAACGCUGCACGCUCGAUUGGCAAGACUAUGUCAUCGACUUCGGAGGGGAGUCUUAUAAGGUGUUCGAUACCAUGGGCAUCGAGGAAUCGGGACUUGAAAAGAAAGAGUACCUCGCGGCAGCCGCAAACGCCUAUAGGUUUAUCAAGACGUUGGAUGCGGAAGGCGGUGUUGACCUGCUUCUGUUCUGCGUUCGCGCCGGCCGAUUCACCGCUGCGCUUCAGAGCAAUUACAGAUUCUUUUAUGAAUUUCUCUGUAACAAGAAGGUACCCAUUGUUCUCGCAAUUACGAACCUCGAAAGAGAGCAGAGGAUGGAGGACUGGUGGGAGCGAGAACAUAGCAUCUUCGCUCGAUAUCAAAUUCACGUUGCUGACCAUGCGUGCAUAACCGCUGCUAACAGAUUGGAAGGCACACACCGACAAUUUUAUGAAGAUUCGCGUGUCGCGAUGCGCGACCUUGUCAAACGGAAUAUCGCUGGCAAGCACAAUGACGUAUGGACAGGAGGGAACAAGGUGUUCGUGGCGUUGAUGCAAGCACUGAAGAUUUUUGGAAAGAAUCGGUAUAUCAGAAAGAACGCCCUUAUCGGACAACUGAAGCGUAGUGGCAUGUCCCCAGAAACCGCAAGAGAGCUGGCCGAUGUGAUCGAGCAAGGGGAGGUGACUACUUGACUUACGUUUUCUUGUGCUUUUAUACUUGCAGAUCGUCGUUGAAGGAUACAUCAUUGACAUAUGUGACCAGGCGUUUUUUUAUUUCUGUUUGUACAAAUUCUGCCAAUUUGAAUAUGAACGGUUCAGGAUGGAGGCAGAAUUCAUCAUCAGAACCAGUGACUUCGAGACCCGGUGACCGAUUCAGAUAUGGCCAAAGUUUUACACUCGCGUUGAACACUUCCUGCUACUUAAACUUAAUGAUUGAAAUGUCAGAGAUUCCGCCCAUGAUUGCGCCGCAGGAGGACGUCUUUGGUAACGUACCAGAAAC
Messenger RNA from Suillus fuscotomentosus, 2146 nucleotides. RefSeq names its product P-loop containing nucleoside triphosphate hydrolase protein. The record is from RefSeq and is a predicted model, not a curated record. Gene Ontology annotation, cellular component: cytoplasm. NCBI's taxonomy places the organism in Eukaryota, Fungi, Basidiomycota, Agaricomycetes, Boletales, Suillaceae. The coding region runs from base 154 to 1839 and encodes 561 amino acids. Gene Ontology annotation, molecular function: GTP binding. The transcript has 6 exons. Gene Ontology annotation, biological process: tRNA wobble uridine modification; tRNA methylation.